CGGCGCCCGGUAGCUUCUCCCGGGAGGGACCCGAGCUCCAUCCCUGGGGCCCGGGAGCAGCCCCUAAUUCUCUCUCCCCGAGGAUCUCACCCUUCCCUUCUGCCAGAGCGCAAACUCCGCGGAAAAAGCGCUGCUCCUGAUUCUUACCACCUGCUGGCUCAAAGCAAUCGCUAUAAAAAGCAAGGGCUGGGAGCUCCUCUCAGCUUGUUUCCAGGUGAGACCGAAGGCUUGCCCGGCGGCAAAGUGACCCUGCGGCAGAGAGGAACUUCGGGCGAUUCGGCCGGCUCCACCCGCGGCGAUGGACUCUUUCGCCGCCGCCGAGACCUGGACGGACGGCGCUGGAGGUGCGGGCGCCGACGGCCGGAACCUGAGUGCUGCGCUGGCGGCUGGGGCUGCCGCGGAGGCGCUGGGGACUGAGUGGCUGCAACUGCUAGUUCAAGCCGGUAACCUGUCCUCCUCCCUUCCAUCCUCGGUGCCGGGACUGCCCACGACUUCCCCGGCGCCCUCGCAGCCCCGGGCCAACCUCACCAACCAGUUCGUGCAGCCGUCCUGGCGCAUCGCGCUCUGGUCCCUGGCUUACGGCGUGGUGGUGGCCGUGGCCGUCUUCGGAAAUCUCAUUGUCAUCUGGAUCAUCCUGGCCCACAAGCGUAUGAGGACCGUCACCAACUACUUCCUCGUGAACCUGGCUUUCUCCGACGCCUCCAUGGCCGCCUUCAACACGUUGGUCAACUUCAUAUACGCGCUUCACAGCGAGUGGUACUUCGGCGCCAACUACUGCCGCUUCCAGAACUUCUUUCCCAUCACGGCCGUGUUCGCCAGCAUCUACUCCAUGACGGCUAUUGCGGUGGACAGGUAUAUGGCCAUUAUCGAUCCCUUGAAACCCAGACUGUCUGCCACAGCUACCAAGAUUGUCAUUGGAAGUAUUUGGAUUCUAGCAUUUCUGCUUGCUUUGCCUCAGUGUCUUUACUCCAAAACCAAAGUCAUGCCUGGACGUACUCUUUGCUAUGUGCAAUGGCCAGAAGGUCCUAAACAACAUUUCAUCUACCACAUUAUUGUUAUCAUACUGGUGUAUUGUUUCCCAUUACUCAUCAUGGGUAUCACAUACACCAUUGUUGGAAUCACGCUGUGGGGAGGAGAGAUCCCAGGAGAUACAUGUGACAAGUAUCAUGAGCAGCUAAAGGCAAAAAGAAAGGUUGUAAAAAUGAUGAUUAUUGUUGUGGUGACAUUUGCCAUCUGCUGGCUGCCUUAUCAUAUUUACUUCAUCCUCACUGCGAUCUACCAACAGUUAAAUAGGUGGAAAUAUAUCCAGCAGGUCUACCUGGCUAGCUUUUGGCUAGCGAUGAGUUCAACCAUGUACAAUCCCAUCAUCUACUGCUGUCUGAAUAAGAGAUUUCGAGCUGGCUUCAAGAGAGCAUUUCGCUGGUGCCCUUUCAUCCAGGUUUCUAGCUAUGAUGAGCUAGAGCUCAAGACCACCAGGUUUCACCCAACUCGGCAAAGCAGCCUGUACACCGUGACCAGGAUGGAGUCCAUGACAGUGGUGUUUGACCCAAGUGACGCAGACAACACCAGAUCCAGUCGGAAGAAGAGAGCUACACCAGGAGACCCAAACUUCAAUGGCUGCUCCCGCAGGAAUUCCAAAUCUGCCUCCACCACUUCAAGUUUCAUAAGCUCACCCUAUACCUCUAUGGAGGAAUACUCUUAAAACCACUUGCUAUUGUGAAAGAUGAGUGUAAAGCUAUCACAGUCCCAUUCUCUUUAUCAGUUCUGUCCUACAAAUUCUGGAAAUAGAAGGGCAAUGCUUACAGUGACAAAGCUAACAUAAAUGUAACACAAACAUUAAGAUAUUAGCUGUUUCCCCUAAAAAAUG
This is a messenger RNA of Oryctolagus cuniculus (rabbit), 1867 nucleotides long. It is a transcript of the gene TACR3, whose product is annotated as tachykinin receptor 3. Gene Ontology annotation, cellular component: sperm midpiece; plasma membrane. The record is from RefSeq and is marked provisional. NCBI's taxonomy places the organism in Eukaryota, Metazoa, Chordata, Mammalia, Lagomorpha, Leporidae. Gene Ontology annotation, biological process: positive regulation of flagellated sperm motility; G protein-coupled receptor signaling pathway. Gene Ontology annotation, molecular function: tachykinin receptor activity.